AUGCCCCUGGUUGACGGCCACCGAUACUACCCAUCCACGGCAGUCUUCCUGAACGAGCUCGUCAAGCUCACCAUCUCCCUCACAAUGGCACUCUACAACAUCGCAACAGAUCCGAAGACGCCGGACACAUCUACCGCAACCGGGUUGUUUGCAGAGUUGACAAGAGCUGUGUUCACGGGUGACAGCUGGAAGAUGGCUAUACCGGGCAUGCUGUUCACAUUGCAGAGCAGUCUGCAUUAUGUUGCGCUCAGCAACCUGGAUGCUGCUACGUUUCAAGUCACAGAUCAGCUGAAGAUCCUGACCACUGCGGUGUUCAGCGUGAUGAUUUUGGGAAAAUCGCUCAAUAGCCGCAAGUGGCUCAGUCUCUUGCUGUUGAUGGUGGGCGUUGCGAUUGUCCAGAUCCCAACAGGUCCUGCGCACUCAGAAGUUCUUUCGAUGAAAGAUCUGAAAGAUGGCACGGCUUUCCACGAAGGGCGAAGAAUAUGGGACUUGGAAGAAGCUGGCCACGAGGUCGCGCAACUAGCAAAGCGCUCCGCGACGUAUGAAGGCAUUGAGGAGGACACCGAGCUCACAUACCCGCCCAUGAACUCGUCCCUCGGGCUGGCGGCAGUGCUGCUGUCCUGCGUCACCUCCGGUCUGGCCAGCGUUUACUUUGAGAAGAUCCUGAAAGAGCACAGGGGAGAACGUUCCGCGACAGUCUGGGUCAGGAAUGUUCAGCUUUCCUUCUACUCCCUGUGGCCGGCACUCUUCAUUGGCGUGAUAUUUUGGGAUGGCGAGCAUAUCGCGAAGACAGGCUUUUUCGCAGGUUACAACUCGAUUGUGUGGACAAACGUGCUCGUGCAAGCCGCUGGCGGCAUUCUGGUGUCGUUUGUGAUCAACUAUGCGAACAACAUCACCAAGAACUUUGCGACGAGUAUAUCUAUCCUGAUCAGCUUUCUGGCGAGUGUAAUCUUCUUCGAUAUGGAGAUCACGAUGCUCUACGUCCUCGGAACAGCAGUCGUCAUCUCCGCCGUCUACCUCUACAACCAGAGCUCCAGCUCAGACGAGACACAUACACGGCCGCCCCAGAUCAGAGUACCCGACAUGGAGAAGUCCGGAGAGUCAGGCUACUUCGAUCUCGAGUCUGUUGUGGCACCAGCAAGAUCUCCCCUGCGCACCACGGAAGCUCUCACUUCCAGCCGACCGACUACGCCGAAUAUUGAGAGGCGUCCUCCGAAGACUCCGGACUUGCGGAGUGCGAAGAGGGAGUGGUAA
Saxophila tyrrhenica is the source of this 1254-nucleotide messenger RNA. It is a transcript of the gene gms1, whose product is annotated as UDP-galactose transporter Gms1. Gene Ontology annotation, molecular function: UDP-galactose transmembrane transporter activity. Gene Ontology annotation, cellular component: Golgi membrane. The coding region runs from base 1 to 1254 and encodes 417 amino acids. Gene Ontology annotation, biological process: pyrimidine nucleotide-sugar transmembrane transport. Lineage: Eukaryota; Fungi; Ascomycota; Dothideomycetes; Mycosphaerellales; Extremaceae. The record is from RefSeq and is a predicted model, not a curated record. The transcript has 2 exons.